Molecule: messenger RNA, 6016 nt
Organism: Ahaetulla prasina
Lineage: Eukaryota; Metazoa; Chordata; Lepidosauria; Squamata; Colubridae
Gene: RCAN2
Product: regulator of calcineurin 2
Exons: 3
Coding region: 1422-2018 (198 amino acids)
Biological process (GO): calcium-mediated signaling
Cellular component (GO): cytoplasm; nucleus
Molecular function (GO): nucleic acid binding; calcium-dependent protein serine/threonine phosphatase regulator activity
Source: RefSeq, a predicted model, not a curated record
GAUAGAACUGCAUGAAUAUCACCACUGAUAACAUGUGAUAAGAACCUAUGUUCUACUCACCCAUGUUAGAAAGUCCGUGGCACAUAGUUUUGUGUGAAUGGCUACUGUUAAGAAGUUUGUAUUGCUCCCAUUUGCUCCCUUGAGCCCUGGUGAUGUAGUGGUUAGGACACAGUAUUGCAGGCAAACUCUAAGCAGAGGCUGGAGUUUGAUCCUGACGGGCUUGGAGAUGACUCAGCCUUCCAUCCUUCCGAGGUGGGUAAAAUGAGGACCCAGAUUGUUGGGGGCAUAUGCUGACUCUGUAAACCGCUUAGAGAGGGCUGUAAAGCACUAUGAAGUAGAAUAUAAGUCUAAGUGCUAUUGCCAUUGCUCCCAUUUGUAUAUUGUAUGAUCAUGACAAUGUCUUCUAGUUCUUUGAGCUAUGAUUACCUGGACCCCUGGGAAAAAGGCAAGGGCAAACCACUUCUGAAAAUCGUUGCCAAGAAAACUUCAGGGUCUCAUCUAGAGUCAACAGACACACACAAAUAUAAUAGUGUACUAUGUACCAAAAGUACCAUGUCAUUGACAGAAGUUUCUUGCCCAAACUCCAAGACAGCCACUAUUUUUGGAUGGCAUGUUCUCACAACAGAGUUUCAAUCUCCCUGUCAACUCACUGCUCAAGCUGGCUGAAGCUAGAUCAAGUUAAGAUUAAUGUUAGGAACAUGGUAUUUUCCAUCCAAAAAUGGAAGAUUUCCUAUGGAGACAUUCAGUGUGACUUGGGAGUAGUUUUUUAGAGGGAGGGUUGUUGAUCUGCUGGGCUCGCUAGAUCUAUAACACAAUUUCCCCUUCCUAUCUCCCUUGUGUGUAUGUGUGUGGGAAUCUAUGCUUCUGUAGCUAUUCAUGUCCAGUCCAGCCAGAGAAAACUGGCUCUUGCUGGUUUAGCCCUCUCCUUUUUCUUGUGAUUCAGUGAUGGAUGUUGACUUUUGGGAAGCAGGUAUGCAAAUAUGCCAACAACAACAGAUUAAUGUGAUGUGGAAUCUUUGGCACAAAGGAUGCAAAUGAGUGAGAUAUAGAAAAAUAUAUGAAAACUUAGUCCCUUUGGAAGGCAGUGAGAUUGGAGUGAAAAUGAGUGAAAUAAUUGCAAGGAAGGGAUUAGAAUUAAAGGAUUCAAAUUAUACAGUUCCAAAAUAUUAUAUGGUUUUUUAGCAUCAUCAUAGUAAAGUAUUCCUCAGCCCUUCUCCCCCUCCCCCGGUCAGAUUGAUAUAUGUUGAUUAUUGUUUUACUACAUGUACUUUCUUUAUAUGGUUUCAUUUUAUGUAUGAAUUUGUGUACUAUGAUACAAAAUUAACAAAGGAAAGAGUUUGGGUAUAUAAAGAUAGUUUAGUCCCAAAAUUCAAUUCUCAUCACUUUUAUUUUCUUAUAUUUAUCACAUUUACAGAGAUUCAAUGGACUUUCAAGAUAAACAGAUAAUUUUUUUACCAUUACAGGAGAAAUUUGAGAGCUUGUUCCGUGCUUAUGAUGACUGUGUGACAUUUCAACUGUUUAAAAGUUUUCGACGGAUAAAAAUUGACUUCAACAACCCCAAAUCAGCUGCUAAUGCUAGAACAGAACUUCAUGAAACACAAUUCCAAGGAAAGAAACUAAAGCUUUACUUUGCAAAGGUCCAGACUCUGGAGAAUGAUGGAGAGGCCUUCCACUUGGCUCCACCCCAGCCAUCCAAGCAAUUCCUCAUCUCACCUCCAGACUCUCCUCCUGUAGGUUGGCAAUCAAAAACUGAUGAUACACCAGUCAUCAAUUAUGACCUCCUGUAUGCUGUUUCUAAACUGGGACCAGGAGCCCUCUGGAAUCCUCCCUUCCUUCCUCCCUCAGCAAAAUCCACCUUUGGAAUAAAAAAGGUCAACUUAACUGUAAUAAAAUUCCCAGGGUCUAAUCUGCGCACCCUUAUUUUUAAAUUGAAAUUGGCUGCACUCAAUACCAAAGUCGAAAGAUUUGGGAUCUCAUACAAUAGAAGAAAUGAGACCACAGGAGCAAAACUUAAAUAAUAAAAUAAAAUGAUUUAUUUGUAAAGUUUCAGUUGCCAAUUUCUAUUAAUUCACUCAUUUCCACAGUCUUACAAACCACCUCUCCACCAGGCCAGAUUGAUUGGGCAUUGGCUAGGAUUUUUGGAGACAACAUUGCAUGCAGCAGAUGGACAAUCUCAGUCAGAAAUCUUGCAAUGACCUUUGGGACUCCAUCAUUUUUUAUAUACUGUACAGGCUGGCAAAAUGGCUGUGCCUCAUUCCAUCAGAUACACAGAGUGGUUAGACUGAAAUAGAAUUUAAAUUGGCCUGAGAGUUAAUUAUUUUGGCCAAGGAUUGGUCUGUUUGUCCUACAUAGCAUCCAGAGGAACAUUGCUGCCAGAUGAUGGCAGAAGAAUGUUUGAAUCUUCUGCAUGAAAUAAUUGGCAUCUAUUAUGGUGCUGUUAGUAUAUAUAGGAACAAGCUAGACAUCUGGGUUUGCUCCCAGGUUUGGCUCCCAAGUGAACAUCACUGUUUUGUUGUUUUCUUUUCUUGUGAGAAUCUGCUCAAGAUUAGGUAGUUGUUUGUAUGCAAAUAUGGACUUGCUGCCCAUACCCAAGAAAGAGCAGUAUCCUUGUCCAGUAUAGACGGUAGCUUAUUAAUAGUGUGUUUGAAUGGCUUGAACUGGGAGCUGUGAGAAGACCAAUGGUCUUCUUUGUUCUGUUUCUGUACUCUGGCUUUUAAUAGGUCCUCCUUGGGAAUUGAUCUGACUGUGCAGAUUUUUCUGUUCAUCUCAUUGGGUGGGUUGUUUAGCCUCUUGAAUCCCUGUUUUAAUGCUAUGAGUUAAGCAUAUAUAUCAAGUGGAUCAGAAUAAAUAUGGCUGUAACUUAAAACCUGGCAACUGAUAAUAGAUUGGUGGGGUCUUCUGGAUGGAAGCUGAACGCAUGUACUGUAUGUAUUGUGUGUGUUGCAAUUUGUGGGUUUCUAUACAUGUUAUUUAUGUCUGUCUGUUGUACCAUUUACAGAAGCAGCAAUAGCACUUAGACUUAUAUACCACUUCACAGUGUUUUAUAGCCUCUCUAAGCGGUUUGCAGAGUCAGCAUACUGUCCCCAACAAUCUGGGUCCUCAAUUUACUGACCUUGGAAGGAUAGAAGGCUGAGUCAACCUUGAGCCCAUGAAAAUCAAACUGCUGAACUGCUGGCAGCAAGCAGUCAGCAGAAGUAGCCUGCAGUACUGCACUCUAAUCACUGUGCUACCACAGCUCAGUUUUGUAGGAGGACUAUGUUAAUCUAUGGUGGCAAAAAAUCAGAAGGAGUCUGAUAACAAUUUUUCUGGUGAAUUCAUUUUGUUAAAAGGCACAAGCUCUUUGUUUUAGUCUGAAAAAAAAAGUUACCAGAUUCCAAUUUUGGUCUUAGAAUAAUAGAUCUUCUAUUGGUGAAAAUUGGUGUCUGCCUUUAAUGAGCACAAAUGGUAUCUUGGAACAUUUAUAAGAUAUUGAGCUUCUACAUAAGAAAUUUUUAAAUUAUAAAUUAAAAUCCAAAUUGAUUUUAUUGAUAUUCUGAUACCCUAGUACAGUGAUGGCUUACUUUUUCCGGAUUGAGUGCCCCCUGCAUGCACGCCCCCCAAUACCCCCCAUGCAUGUGUGCAUGCCUCUUCAUGCGCCCCGCCUCCCGCACAUGAGCUCGUGAGCCUUUGCACACGGUCCACCCUCUGUACAUGCGGAGCAGAGACCCGAAGAACUGCUGGCCGGCGGGAGGUGCGCUCGCAUGGGCGGUGCAGUUGAACUGGGGCGACGGCUCACGUGGCCACAGAAAGGGCACUGUGUACCACGUCUGGCAGGCGUGCCAUAGGUUUGCCAUCACAGUCCUAGUAGUUUGAGUUACUUUAAUGACUCUUGUUUCAUUCAAGUGACCUUGCAUUAUCAUAGAUUGUGGCAGCACCAGGUAACAGUAACUGAUUUUUUAAAAAUCUGAAUUGGAUAUUCUUGGAUGAGAGACCAUCAGGAAAUACCAAGGAUGUGGCCCACCCUAGGAAAUCAUAAUCACAAUGACAAGCUGAACAAAUUCCAGUUCCAACCCAGGAGCAUGGAUAGGCCCAAGCGCCAGACCCUUUGGUAGUUCAGUUGAGAGGCUUGACUGGUCACACUUGCUGAUGAUCUUUGGCAGUGCUGGGAUGGUACUGGUGCAUCCAGUCUGGUAUUCCUUGAUCUCUCAGCAGUUUUUAAUAUGAUUGGUCACAGGGUCCUUCUGGACUGGCUAUGCAGGUUAGGAGUGGGGGCACUGUGUUGCAGUGGUUCAUUUCCUUUCUUAGUGUGGUCCACAAUCCCACAUUUUGGGAGUGUCUCAAGGCUCGAUCCUCUCCUCUCUCCUGUUUAACAUCUACAUGAAACCACUGGCUAAAGUCCUCUGUCAGUUUGGAAUUUGACACCAUCAUGACACUAACAAUACCCAGCUGUAUAUCUCAACUCUGAGUUGUGUAGGUGAAGUUGUCAAUGUACUUACCCAGUCUCUGCAGGGUCUGGAUGAGGCAGAGUAGAUUUCAGCUCAAUCCAGCCAAGACUGAGUAGCUGUGGCUAUUUGUCCACACAGGGUCAGGGAUGUUUCCCCCUUUAGUCUUGGAUGGAACUGCACUUCCUCAUUCUAGACAGGUAUGCAACUUGGAGGCCUUUCCGCUUGAAGAGCAAGUGGCAGCUGUGGCCAUCCUUUGCACAGGUUCAUCUGUAUGCCAGUUAUGCCCUUCAGGUCCUUCUGAUAGUUACUCCUGUCUUAGUCAUCUUGUUACUGAUUAUUGAAAUGUGCUAUAUGUGGGGCUGCCCUUGGAGACCAUCCAGAAGUUACAAUUGGUACAAAAUGCAGUGCUGGGAGUAGUACUGGCCACCUCUCAGUGUGCCCAUAUAUAUCACUGCUGCUACAUGAGUUGCAUUUAUUGUCAAUUAGCUUCUAGGUGCAUUUCAAGGUGCUGCCAUAAAAGGCACCUAGGGUUUGAAUAUCUGAGAGACAGCCUAUUUACAACUGUUCCUGCCACCUAUUAUGUUCUAGCAGAGUGAAAAUGCUCCAGAUCCCUACUAUUACAUGUUGUCAUCUUACGGGACCAAGAAAGUUUGCCUUCUGUGUUGUAGCUCCUGCCCUCUGGAGCAGCAUUCCCCCCCCCCCAGAUAUGGACAGUGCUCUCUCUCUCUGGAUUCCAAGAAGCACUUAAGAGCUAGUUUUGUACUUAAUAAUAGAUAUCAUCUUUCCUUAUAUGAAUUUAACAUUUAUCUCAUAUUCUUCCCCAUAUUCCCCAUACCAUAACUUUCUGAAAAACUUACACCCCAUUUAUCAUACACUCCAUAACGUCUUACUUUUUCUAUCUCAUGAAAGGAAAGUCUUUUCAUUUGAAAAUAUUAUUUCUUUACUCCUUGCUGUUUACGUUUAGUAAUUACAAUCAUACUUUGAUCCUUCCCUACAGCUUUCUGUGUUUCUUCUCCCAAAUUUACAACCCCAAUUUUAGGUUGUAUUUGCUUUGUUUCCUUCUCCCCUUUUUUAAGCAUUCCCAACUCUCCUUUCAUCUUAACUUCUAACAAUGGCAGACUUCCAAUCUUCAAUACUUUAGUGUAAAAAUCCCUUGCUUUAACAUUGUAUUAAGACAAUAUCUCCCUCCCUUAUAGUUUACUGUUAAUCCAGCUGGUACAUUCCAUCUAUACUGUAUAUGGAGAUUUCUAAGCUUAUCCACCAAAAAAGCAUAUUCUUUUCUAUUUCUUAACAUUUUAGGCGGAAUUUCUUUCAGUACCAAUACCCCUUCUCCCAAUAUUGGAAUUUUAUUUUUAUAAAAAGCUUGUGAAAUCUCAUUCCUAAUCUUCCUAGAUGUAAAAUAAAUUACUACAUCUCUUGGCAAAUGUCUCUGCUUUGCAACCCAUGAAUUAACACAAUAAAUUUUUUUCAAUUUGAAUUUCAAAGUCCACUGAUUUUUGUCCAAUCAGCUGUGCAAAAGCCUCUGCAAAAAUCUUUUUCAAGUUCUCGCGCUUAUUUUCUUUCAAACCUCUUACUCUCAAUGCAAAUUCCAU